AUGGCUGCUCGUGCCAAGUUAGCAGAGCUGAGGGCUCUCCGUGCUUCAGGGCAGAAACGCCUUGCAACUUACGAAGUCCAAGAAGAUGAAGAUAUUUACGAACAGGUUGAUGAAGAAGGCUAUAAGAAAGUUGUCCGGAAACGCCUUGAUCGUGACGACUUCGUUGUUGAUGAUAAUGGCGAGGGAUACGCAGACGACGGUCGAGAAGAAUGGGACGAUACCAGGCAUGUAGCCAGCGAAAGCGACAGCGAUGGCCUGCCUGUCAGGGGGAAGGCCGCUAAGCGGAAGCGAGAAGAAGAGAACCAGAGGAAGGAAAAAAUAGCUAAUGGAAUCAACAAAUAUUUUACUGCGACGCUCACCAAGCAGACCUCAAAACCAAAGCCUGUCGCUACUGCCGACGACGAAGCCUUUCUCGCAGAUAUUUUGGGAGAUGUAGAAACAAGCACAAUCCCUUCAAAGGCCCAUGUUAAAAAAUCCAUAAAAUCUGAGACGCGGAGAAAAGUGCGAAUCGUUUCGCCUCCAUUUCAACUAAAGCCUAGGGUAAAGAAGGCCGAGAACGAACUAGAGAAUGACAGAACACCCUCAAAGGAUCAUUCAGCGCUAGAUGAUGUCCUGGAGGAUGACGGUUUCAUUGAUAGCGGAAAUGAUGAUGCCAUAAUGAGUGAACAGCCGCUGCCUUCGUCACCUGUUGCGAAUGCUGUUGAGCGGAAAACAGCCAAUGCCUCGAAAUCAAGACAGGAAAUAAUCAAGAAAGAAGAAGAUGACGUGGAUGACGACAUGAUAGACGUAGCAGAAGCUGUUGCAGACCACAGUGCCCACGUACCAAGCGUCGACAUGGUUGGAAAGCGGCCGCCCCCGAAGAUUAAAAAAGAAGUAUAUGAUGAUCCUAUGGCAUCUUCUCCUGCUCGUGCUACGACAGAAAUGAUCAAUCCAUCAUCAUGGAAUGAUGUGACAAGCAAAUUGAAUGUUCUCAACAGCUCAGUCUCUGAAAUGCAACGGUUCGGAAAGCUUACCGCCCAGGAUGCUGUCGAGGAAGAUGAUAGCUUGAGGUUUUUCUGGCUAGACUACACUGAAGUCAACGGCAGCUUAUGCUUAUUUGGCAAAGUCAAGAAUAAAGCCAAUGAUAGCUACGUAAGUGCUUUUGUCAAGGUCGAUAAUAUUCUAAGAAAGCUAUAUUUCUUGCCACGGGAAUACAAGUAUCGCCGAGGCCAAACUACGGAUGAAGAGGUUGAUAUGGAAGAUGUCUAUGGGGAAGUAGACGAGAUCAUGAGUAGAUCGAAAGUUGAGAUGCACAAGAUCAAACCAUGCACUCGAAAAUACGCUUUCGAAUUACCUGACAUCCCUAAAGAAACUGAAUAUCUGAAGCUCAUGUAUCCCUACACAAAACCUGCCUUACCAAUGGAUCUGAAGGGGGAGACGUUUUCUCAUGUCUUUGGCACGAACACGGCUCUGUUCGAACAAUUUGUCCUGUGGAAGAAUAUCAUGGGCCCCUGUUGGCUGAAAAUUGAAGAUGCAGACUUUACUGCUGUCAAUGGAGCGUCCUGGUGCAAGCUUGAAUGUCAGGUGUCAAAUCCUGCUGAGAUCUCGUUAGUUCCGGAUUCAGAGGAAGUCGAAACACCGCCGUUGACGCUCAUGAGUUUGUCUUUCAGGACGCAGCUCAACAUCAAGGAAAAUAAGCAGGAGAUCAUCGUUGCAUCGGCUCGUGUAUAUGAGAACCUUCUCCUCAGUGAUACCACAUUGCCAGAGAACCUACCUUGCAAGACCUUCACAGUCAUGAGGCCAUCGAAUUCCACUUAUCCUCUGGGUUUUGAAGCUGAGGCUAAAAAGCAGCGUGGAACGGUCAUGCUAGAAAAGACUGAGCAAUUCCUUCUCAGCAAGUUCCUGGCUUUGUUCGAGAAAAUUGAUCCCGACGUCAUUAUGGGUCAUCAACUUCAGGAGGUGGAUUUCAAUGUUCUUCUUAGUCGAUUACGAGAGAAGAAAACCCCUGGAUGGCAUCGCAUCGGUAGGCUGAAGCGCGGUGAAUGGCCCAAAAACUUCUCAAAAGGCUCUGGAUUUUUCAGCGAAAGACAUCUUUUAGCAGGAAGACUUCUUUGCGAUGUUGCUAACGAUAUGGGAAAGUCUUUAAUGAUGAAAUGUCAAUCUUGGACUUUGACAGAAAUGUGUCAACUUUACCUGGGCGAACGCGAUCAGCGUCGAGAAGUCGAUACCGAAGCAGCCCUCAAAACAUGGGCCACGACGAAAGAAGGCCUCAUGAAUUUCCUUAGUCAUUGCGAAGCGGAUACCUACUUCAUUGCUGCACUUGUGCUUAAGCUACAAAUGCUUCCUUUAACUAAAGUCCUUACCAACCUUGCUGGCAACUCAUGGUCUAGGACACUCAGCGGAACUAGGGCUGAACGAAAUGAGUACAUUUUGCUCCAUGAGUUUUACCGUGGUAAAUACAUUUGUCCCGACAAAUAUGGUCAGAAGACCCAGAUCAAGGUCGAAGAAAACGAAGAAGAAGAUGGGAUUGAUAAGAAAAAGAAGGAGAAAUACAAGGGUGGUCUUGUCUUUGAGCCUGAAAAGGGGCUUUAUGAUAAGCAUGUCCUCGUCAUGGAUUUCAACAGUUUGUAUCCCAGCAUUAUUCAAGAGUACAAUAUCUGCUUUACAACAGUAGAUCGACAUGCAUCAUCUGAGAAUGAUAGAGAGGAGAGUGUACCUGAGGUUCCAGAUAGUUCUCAGGCACUGGGAAUCCUUCCACGUCUUAUUGCUACCCUUGUUAACCGUCGAAGAGAAGUGAAGAAGCUAAUGAAAAACAAAAACGCUACUCCUGAGGAACUUGCUCUUUGGGAUACCAAGCAGCUUGCUUUGAAGCUAACAGCAAACUCCAUGUAUGGAUGCUUGGGAUAUACACAAUCACGAUUUUAUGCCCGGCCACUUGCCAUGCUUACGACGUUCAAGGGACGAGAAAUUCUACGUAACACGAAGGAGCUUGCAGAAACUAACCAGCUCCGUGUUAUCUACGGAGAUACCGAUUCGGUCAUGAUCAAUACAAACACGGAUAAUGUUCAGGAGGCCCUGAAGGUUGGAAAUGAAUUCAAACGUUUGGUUAACCAGCGAUACCGACUCCUUGAAAUUGAUAUCGAUAACGUGUUUAAGAGGCUGCUUCUACACGCCAAGAAGAAAUACGCAGCAAUUAAUUUAUCAGAAGUGGAUGGGACGUACGUAGAGCAUCUCGAGGUGAAAGGAUUGGAUAUGAAGCGUCGAGAGUUCUGUGCUUUGUCAAAGGAGGUUUCUACCAAGUUACUACACGAAAUUUUGUCUGGGGAUGAUGUUGAAAUUGUCCUUAACAAGAUUCAUGAUUACUUGCGUGAAUUAGCACAAAAGAUGCAUGAAUAUGCCAUCCCAGUCCAGAAAUAUGUCAUCUACACGAAACUGUCCAAAAAACCAGACGAAUACCCAAACAAGGAGACCAUGCCUCCCGCGCAGGUAGCUCUGCGUGAACUUGCCAGAGGCAAAUCGGUUCGCCCCAAUGAUGUUAUCUCUUAUAUAGUAACAACUGGUGAUGCAGAAACAUCAUCCUUGCCACCUGCUAAACGAUCAUACACCCUUCAAGACGUCAUCAAAACAGAUUCUGGAUUGAAACCUGAUGUGGAAUUCUAUCUCCUGAAACAAAUAUUCCCUCCAAUUGAACGACUAUGUGCUCCUAUACCAGGCACGGACGCCGCACGAUUAGCUGAAUGCCUCGGCCUGGAUGUCAGGAAAUACCAAAUCUCGAGCAAUACAGCACACGGCCAACAAGAAACAGAGCUAUGCGCUCUCGAGUCUCAGAUUCCAGACUCUAUUAGAUUCGAGAAAGCCGCUAGGCUUAACCUCAAGUGCCGCUUCUGUCAGAAAACCAUCAUAUUCGAGGGCCUCAUAGGUUCGAGGGACAUAUGCUCUCCCAACGGCAUAGUAUGCCCCGACCCGGCCUGUGCUAAAACCUUUACUGUCAUAUCCAUUAUUGCACAGUUGGAAAGCCAAAUCCGUGCUCAAACAGCACAGUACUAUGAAGGAUGGCUUGUUUGUGAUGACUCUGCCUGUGGCAAUCGAACACGCCAAAUGAGUGUUUAUGGCCAACGAUGCCUGGGCCCUCGUGGACGGGCUGAGGGGUGUCUUGGCCGCAUGCAUUACGAAUAUACUGAAAAACAGCUAUAUAAUCAAUUGCUUUACUUUGCCGGGUUAUGGGAUGUGGAGAAGGCGAAAACCAUGGCAGAGAAGGAAACGUCUGCAGAGAAAAAGGAUGCGAUUUUAGCACUGGCUGCCUGGAAUCGGACACGGUUUGACACCGUCAAGUCCGUAGUGGAUGAGUACUUGAACAAGUGCGGAAGACAGUGGGUAGAAAUGGAUGUUCUCUUUGGAUUUGCACUGCCCUAG
Microsporum canis CBS 113480 is the source of this 4392-nucleotide messenger RNA. RefSeq names its product DNA polymerase alpha catalytic subunit. The transcript is spliced from 4 exons. The record is from RefSeq and is a predicted model, not a curated record. Gene Ontology annotation, molecular function: pyrimidine nucleotide binding; single-stranded DNA binding; DNA-directed DNA polymerase activity. The coding region runs from base 1 to 4392 and encodes 1463 amino acids. Gene Ontology annotation, cellular component: alpha DNA polymerase:primase complex. Gene Ontology annotation, biological process: DNA replication; lagging strand elongation; mitotic DNA replication initiation. Lineage: Eukaryota; Fungi; Ascomycota; Eurotiomycetes; Onygenales; Arthrodermataceae.